Molecule: messenger RNA, 1266 nt
Organism: Corylus avellana
Lineage: Eukaryota; Viridiplantae; Streptophyta; Magnoliopsida; Fagales; Betulaceae
Product: zinc finger BED domain-containing protein RICESLEEPER 2-like
Molecular function (GO): DNA binding; protein dimerization activity
Source: RefSeq, a predicted model, not a curated record
AUGGAAUCAGAAGACAUUGAAGUUGAUUUAGGUGAUGAUACACUUACUGUCAACCCUACUCCUAGAUCUGGUGGGUCUAGUAGCACUGAAAAUACACCAGAUCAACCUGUUGACACUGUUUCUCCUGCUGUUGAAAUUGGAGAUAUUAUAGAUUCUGUUAGGCAGAGCAUAAAAUAUAUAGUGGCUUCUGAGGGUAGGUUGAAUGUGUUUAGUGAGAUAGCAAAGAGAUUACAUUUACCUUGCAAGAAGCUGAUUUUAGAUGUCCCCACAUGUUGGACCAACACCUAUAUGAUGUUGGAGACUGCAAUUAGGUUCAAAGAAGUGUUUCCUAGGUACCAUAGAGUUGAUCAAACUUUUCAGUGGGUUGUAAGUCUAAAACAGUGGGAUAUGGUAGAUAAUAUCAACCAGGUUUUGUUAGGUUUCAAUGAUGUAACCAACGUUGUAUCUGGGAGUGAUUACCCUACAACAAAUCUGUUUUUACCUGAGAUUCGAAGGAUGAAAGAAGUUUUGAUGAUUAAGUGUGAGGAUAUGAAUGAUUAUAUAAGGUUAAUGACAACUAAGAUGGCUGCUAAAUUUGAUAAGUAUUGGGGUGAUAGCAAUUUGUUGAUGUCCCUAGCUGCUAUCUUUGAUCCAAGAUACAAUAUAAAGUUGAUCAAUUUAUUUUUUCCUAUCAUUUAUCCUGGGGCUGAAGCUAGUACUCACAUUCACAAUGUGCUAACAAUUCCACAAGAGUUAUUUGAGUUAUAUGUUUAUACUCAUAAUGCUUUUAUCUUGCAAGAAACUACUCAAGUAAAUGCUUCUUCUUCCUCAAGUGCAAUUGUUAGAGAUGUAGUUCCCAAAGUUUCCCUUGGUCGAUCAAGGUAUUUUGAACAUAUUAGAAGCAGUGACACCAUCCGGCCCAUUAAAACAUAUUUGCAUGUUUAUCUUGAAGAGGAUGUCUACAUUUCUGAUAAGAAUGAGAAUAGAGAUGAUAUGGAAAUAGAUUUUGAGGUUUUGGCAUGCUGGAAUUACAAUGCCUUGAAAUACCGUAUCUUGUCUAAGAUGGCAAGGGAUAUUUUAGCUGUUCCCAUAAGUACAGUUGCUUCAGAAUCCUCCUUCAGUGCUGGUGGUAGAGUUAUUGAACCCCAUAGAGCAUCAUUAUCCAUUGAAACUGUUCUAAUGCUCUUAUGUGAUUCAGAUUGGAUGAGAACACUUUAUGGCAUCAAGAGAAAAUCUGCUGGUGAAAAAUAUAUUGAAGUGGAGUUGCCUACAACUACAACUACUUGA